This is a messenger RNA of Durio zibethinus, 6040 nucleotides long. RefSeq names its product DDT domain-containing protein PTM-like. Lineage: Eukaryota; Viridiplantae; Streptophyta; Magnoliopsida; Malvales; Malvaceae. The record is from RefSeq and is a predicted model, not a curated record.
CACCCCUCUUUAUACAAAAGGAAAAAUCCCGUACAAAAAAAUAAAUCAUGAAUUUUCACUCCCCAACUCGGACGAGCUCAAAUCGCUAACUCACAAACCGAGUUCGAAGUCCCACAUUCUCACGCGCGAUAAAAGAGGCGGUUGUUCACUCUUAUUAGGGCUCUCUUUCUCUCAAAUCUCUAAAAUCACAGAAGAAAAUUUCAAUGGCGGUUGACAAACCCUAACCAGGAUCUCCACGAGCUCCUAGAUCGCUCAAUAUUCAAAAAGAGAAGCCUAAUUAGGGCAAAACAAUAGGUUUUCUGGAAACCCUAGGGGCUGUUCGGAAAAUAGUUUUAUCAAACCCAGGGCUCGAUUCGAUCUGUUAUCGGGUCGAUCGAUCGAUGGAGCCUAAGGUACCAAGACCUAGAGGUAGACCAAGGAAACGUAGGAGGCCAGAAGAAGAAGAUGAAAGUGCCGCUGUUGAUAUCAAAUCUAAUAACUCAAAAACUAAAAAGCGGGCAUUCGAGACAAGAUCCGUGGCCCUUGUAGGUCGAUACGUGUUGAAGGAAUUUGGGGAAACUGUUUUUCUAGGGAAGAUUGUUUCUUACGAUGCUGGAUUGUAUAGAGUAGAUUAUGAAGAUGGUGAUUUUGAGGAUCUGGAAAGUGGGGAGCUUCGUGAGUUGAUCUUAGAAGAGUCUUAUUUCGAUGAUGAUUUGAGUAGAAGAAAAGUUAGAUUAGAUGAAUUAGUGAUAAGCAGGAUUGUAAAGGAGGAAAAGAAGAAAGUGGAGGUUUUGAAAAAUGAGGUUGAUGACUUGGAAACUUCGGCUGUAAGCGAGUUGAAUGGUGGAAUGAUGGUUGAGAAUGAUGGGGAGCAAGUCGAAGAUGAUGCAGAUUCUUCUAGUGAUUCUUGUGAGCAUGCACGCGAUAGGGAUUUGUCUUUGGAGGUUGAGGUUCCUCUUAUUCCACCCCCAAUGUUGCCUCCUUCUUCGGGAACAAUUGGUGUGCCAGAGGAGUGCGUUUUGCAUCUGUUUUCUGUGUAUGGUUUUCUAAGGUCAUUUAGCAUCAUUUUAUUUUUAAGCCCGUUUGGAUUGGAUGAUUUUGUGGGGUCAUUAAAUUGUUCUGUUCCAAACCCGUUAUUGGAUUCUGUUCAUGUUGCUUUGAUGCGGGCAUUGAGUUGUCAUCUUGAAACAAUCUCUUCAGAAGGCUCAGAGCUUGCAUCAAAAUGCUUGAGGUGCCUUGACUGGAGCUUGCUCGAUACACUGACUUGGCCUGUUUAUUUGGUCCAGUAUUUUAUGGUAAUGGGAUAUGCAAGAGUACCCAAGGGGAAAGGAUUUUAUGAAGAUGUCUCUGAGAGAGAGUAUUAUUCCUUACAUGUGAGCAGAAAGUUGAUGAUUCUACAACUUCUAUGUGAUGAUGUAUUAGAAUAUGCAGAGCUGAGAGCUGAAAUUGACAUGCGUGAGACAACAGAAGUGGGAAUAGAUCCUGAUGCAGUUGUGGCUGAUCAUCCUGAAAAAGGACCUGGAAGGGUUCAUCCUAGAUAUUCUAAAACUUCAGCAUGCAAGGUGAGGGAGGCAAUGGAGAUUAUUGCAGAGAGCCAUGAGGUCAAGUCAUCUUCUAGAACAUAUUCUUUGGGUUUGAGAAGUACUGAAGGGACUGCUAGUGUUGGUCCUGAUGUAGAUGGAAAUAGUGAUGAGUGCCGUCUUUGUGGCAUGGAUGGGACAUUGCUUUGUUGUGAUGGGUGUCCAUCUGCAUAUCAUUCGAGAUGUAUAGGUGUUAUGAAAAUGUAUAUACCUGAAGGGCCCUGGUAUUGUCCAGAAUGUGCAAUUGAUAAAAUGGGUCCAGCAAUUACAGUAAACACGUCACUUAGAGGAGCAGAGCUUUUUGGUGUUGAUUUAUAUGGGCAAGUCUUCUCGGGUACUUGUAAUCACUUGCUAGUGCUCAAGGCUUCUCUUGACACUGGAUCAUAUCUCAGAUACUACAAUCUGAAUGAUGUUCCACAAAUCCUCCAUGUGCUUUCUUCAUCCAUUCAGUAUAAAACAUUAUAUUUUGAUAUAUGCAAAGCAAUUAUACUCUAUUGGAAUGUGCCAGAAAAUAUUUUCUCUCCACUUGAAAUGGGUGGCAAUGUAGCAAAUAUAAAGGAAGAUGCAAAAUUUUCUACUGGAUCACCUCUGCCUUCUGGAAAGGAAAGUCAUAAAUUUUUGGAUUCAGUUGAUGUUGAGAAUGCAAGUAGCUUCAGUGGAAGCAAUGUGGAGAAUGUGGGAGUUUCGUGUCCAGAUACUUCUAUGGAUGUGAUGAACCAAACUGACCCUCCUGGCUUUAUGAACAAUGGUGGGACAAUGAGAGUGAAGGAUAAUCCUCCAAUGAAUAAGAAGCUAUCUGAGCAGAUUUAUAUUGAGUCUGCUCUGUCUGCUGCUUCAGUUAGCCAGCAAACUGUCUCUGAUGUAACCCAUCAAAGCUUAGUUGACAGAUCAAGUGUCGUAGAUUAUACUUCAUGUGCCUCAGGAAACAGUAGUGACAGUUAUGGUGUGUUUUGCCAGAGCAAAGUGAGCAAUCAUGUGGGUUUUGGAAGGGAUGCAAGAAAUUCUGCUAUUGAUUAUGUAUACAUGGGGAUUUCGUUUAAACCACUUGCUUAUGUAAAUCAUUACAGUUAUGGGCAUUUUGCUGCUACUGCAGCUGCUAAGCUGGCUGUUCUUUCAUCAGAGGAAAGUCAGAUUUCUGAGGUAAACAAAUCAGGCAGUGCCAGAAAAGUUACAUCUGCAAAUGACAUUUUGCUGCAAGUAAAAGCUUUCUCAUCAGUAGCCUCACGGUUUUUCUGGCCAAGUGCUGAAAAGAAGUUGUUGGAUGUUCCAAGGGAAAGGUGUGGCUGGUGUCAUUCUUGCAAGGCCCCAUCUUUAAGCAGGAGAGGAUGCAUGUUGAAUUCUGCUGUCUCCGCUGCCACUAAAAGUGCCAAUAAGAUCCUCGCUGGUCUUCCUCCUUUAAAGAAUGGAGAGGGUAGUCUUCCUAGCAUUGCGACAUAUAUUUUAUACUUGGAGGAGACUUUGCGUGGUCUUGUAGCUGGCUUCUUCUUAAACCCAGAUUAUAGGAAACAAUGGCGCAGAAAAAUAGGAGAAGCUUCAACCUGUAGUGCAAUAAAAGUCCUCUUGCUUGAUCUUGAGGAGAACAUUUCUGUUAUUGCUCUUUCCGAGGACUGGAUCAAGCUAAUGGAUGAUUGGGUAGUAGAGCCUUCUGUGAUUCAAAGCACUUCAUCAACUGUGGGAUUGCCACAGAAACGUGGACCAGGUGGAAGGCGAUGUAGGAAACAAUCUGUUGCAUCUGAAGUUACUGCUGAUGACUGUGAUGAUAAAAGUUUUGAUUGGUGGCGUGGAGGGAAGUUAUCAACCCAUGUAUUUCAGAAAGCCAUUUUACCUGGCUCAAUGGUCAGAAAAGCUGCACAACAAGGUGCUGUGAAAAAGAUUUCUGGUAUUAAUUAUGUUGACGAUUCAGAGAUUCCUAAAAGAAGCAGACAAUUAAUUUGGAGAGCUGCAGUAGAAAGGAGCAAAAAUGCAGCGCAGCUUGCACUUCAGGUUAGAUACCUAGACCAUCAUGUGAGAUGGAAUGAUCUUGUUCGUCCUGAGCAUAACAUCCCGGAUGGAAAAGGUUCCGAGACUGAAGCAUCUGUUUUUAGAAAUGCAAUUAUUUGUGAUAAGAAAACUGUGGAAAGCAAGAUCCAAUAUGGAGUUGCCUUUGGAAAUCAAAAGCAUCUUCCUUCACGUGUCAUGAAGAACAUAAUUGACAUCGAGCAAACUGAAGACAGAAAGGAGAAAUAUUGGUUUCUUAUAACACACAUCCCUUUAUAUUUGAUCAAAGAAUAUGAAGAAAGAAUGAGUAAUGUGGUUUUGCCAUCAGUUAAGAAGCCUUUCAGUGAGUUAUCUGAGUUACAAAGAAGGCAGUUGAAAGCUUCGCGUAGGGAUAUAUUUGCUUAUCUGAUUUGUAGGAGAGAUAAGUUAGAGAAAUGUUCUUGUGCUUCAUGUCAAAUGGAUGUUUUACUGAGGAAUGCAGUCAAGUGUGGCACAUGCCUAGGUUAUUGUCAUCAGGACUGUACAUUAAGCUCAAUGCAUAUGAAUGGGAAAGUUGAGUGCUUGAUCAUUUGCAAGCAGUGUUACCAUGCCAAAGUUCUUGCUCAAAAUGAAGUAAAUACCAAGUCUCCUACCACCAUGUUGUCCAUGCAAGGACGAGACUGUCACAGCACACCAGCAGUCACCAAAGGGAUGCAGGUUAAAGGUUCUACUAAGCCCAUAAAACCACUGGCCUCUAUCAGAAUUAAGGAGAAUUCUGUCAGAACUCAAGAAAGAAGUUCUGAUAUGAAGCAAUCUGCUUCUCUUUCUGGCUUAGCAGCUAAACGAAGCAAGUUGUGUAAUUGGGGUGUCAUAUGGAGGAAAAAGAACAGUAAUGAAACUGGAAUUGACUUCAGGCGUGCAAACAUUCUCACAAAGGGUGGUUCAGAUAACCACUUUUUGAAGCCUAUUUGUGAGCUGUGUGAACAACCCUAUAAUUCUGAUCUGAUGUAUAUUCACUGUGAAACUUGCAGAAAAUGGUACCAUGCUGAGGCUGUUGAACUUGAGGAGUCAAGGAUUUUUGAUGUGGUUGGAUUCAAAUGUUGCAAGUGUCGAAGGAUAAGAGGACCUGAGUGUCCUUUCAUGGACCCUGAACUUAGAGAGCAAAAGUUCAAGAAACGGUUUGGAAAGCCGCAGAAACAGGGGAAAGGAAGCGUUGUAUUGGACUCUGAUUUUGGAACUAUUUCCAACUUUAAAGAGUGUAAUUCCAUCACUCCUAUCAUCUCUACAAAGGAUGAGCUUGUACUGGCUAAUGAUCCUGAUCUUUUCUCCCUUUCAAAAGUUGACCAAAUAACAGAGAACAAUUCAGCAGUGGAUGUUGAGUUGAAUAGUGCUUGUGGCCCUGGGCUGCAGAAGUUACCAGUCAGAAGGCAUAUGAAGCGGGAAGGGGAGGUGGAUGGUCUUGCUGGGGGUGAUCUUGAACAUGUUGAACCUGUUGAAUUGUCCACAUGUCCUGAACCUAAUGAUUUUGUGGUGCCCAAGGAGGAUUCAUCGCUUCCUUUUGCAGAAUGGGAUGUUUCUGGCAAUGGCCUUGAAGGUGAGCUGCUAUUUGAUUAUGAAAGUCUAAACUAUGAGGAUAUGGAGUUUGAGCCGCAGACAUAUUUCUCUUUUACUGAGCUGCUAGCAUCUGAUGAUGGUGGUCAAGUUGAUGGAAAUGAUGCAACGGGGGAUGGGCCAGGAAACUGGGAGAAUGCAUCUUGUUCAAUUUCAAAGGAUGUGGUCCCUGAACAGUGCGAAAUUGAUACUUUUGAUAAUCAAGUGGAACCCAUGAACUCUGAUGUUAAAACACUGCAUUGUCAUAUGUGUCUACAGAAUGAACCUGCUCCUGAACUUUAUUGUGAUAUUUGUGGGUUUUUGAUUCAUAGCCAUUGUUCUCCUUGGGAUGAAUCUUCGUCUUCAGAAGGCAACUGGAGGUGUGGCCGAUGCCGAGAAUGGCGCUAGUUGGCUUGAGAUUGUCUUCUGUAUCUGUUAGUUUAAUUGUUAGAGGGAGGCAAAGUGACAAUUUUUUUUUUACCAUAGUGGUCAUUGAGGUUACGCAUUGGUGGUGGAGGAAACUUAAAGUCCCAAUGCCCCGUUGCUUUGGUUUCUCGAGGAUGAGAAACUUGUGCAUCUUUUGCAGUGGCUUUUUUGUUGAUGCUUCUUGAGACCUUCCUAUGAUUGGAUCAGUAGGGGUGCUCUUUCAUCAUCAGAAGAAGCAAAAAGACAAACUAGACCGUCAUUCCAAUCGUUUGGAGAAAUACGUUGAAGGGCAAGAUGAAGGGAAAGAUAACACAAGGUUUAGAUAUUUACGAAGAGCUUGAAAGAUAAGCAAGCUUUUUUUAUUUUUUAUUUUAUGUUGUGCUUAUCUGAUUGGCAUUAUUUUUGUAUAAAUCAAAAUCCCAAGUAUUGUCCCAAUUUUUAAGAUAAACAAAGGAUUUAAGACGUUACUACGACUCAAAACAGCCUUCUUUUGCCCUUUUCUUUCUUUC